ACGCAACGCCCCGCCCGCAGCCAUGCGUACUGAGCUUGUUAUCGGGUCGCUUGUUAUGACUGGAGAAGGCCUCGGACUCAAUUAAAACUCUUCCCCCCGUUGCUGCCCCGGGACAGCUGCAUGCUCAUGGAGGGCAUGGACAUAGACUUGGAUCCGGAGCUCAUGCAAAAGUUCAGCUGCAUGGGCACCACGGAUAAAGAUGUCCUUAUCUCGGAGUUCCAGAGGCUGCUUGGCUUCCAGCUCAACCCGGCUGGUUGCGCCUUCUUCCUGGACAUGACCAACUGGAACCUUCAAGCAGCUAUUGGGGCAUAUUAUGACUUUGAGAGUCCAAAUAUCAACACACCUUUGAUGUCUUUUGUGGAAGACGUGACGAUCGGAGAGGGAGAGUCGGUCCCUCCAGACACACAGUUCACAAAAACAUGGAGGAUACAGAACACAGGUGCAGAAUCGUGGCCUCCGGGUGUUAGUCUGAAGUACGUUGGAGGAGAUCAGUUCGGUCAUGUGAACAUGGUGAUGGUGCGAUCGCUGGACCCGCAGGAGAUCUCCGAUGUGAGCGUGCAGAUGCGUAGUCCAGCCGUUCCUGGCAUGUACCAGGGCCAGUGGAGGAUGUGUACGGCCACUGGACUCUUCUACGGAGAUGUGAUCUGGGUGAUUUUGAGUGUUGAGGAGGGCGGCCUGUUGGGCGUCACGCAGCAGUUAUCCUCAUUUGAGACGGAGUUUAACACGCAGCCACACCGCAGCCUGGAGGGAGACUUCAACCCUUUCGCUUCCCCGCAGAAGAACAAACAGGACACCAAUGAGGAUCAUCUAAAAGACCCCGGGGGCCCAUGGGAGGCCCCUCUGGACUCCAUUCAGCAAGAUCAAAAUGGACUCACUCACAACUCUGUAAAUAUUACACCAAAUGGUCUCCAAAACAACUUAUCAGUAGUGACGUACAGCCAGGGGAUUCCUGGACCCUUCCCGUUUGGACAGUCUUAAGAAACAGAAACCACCGUCUAGCUCACCUGAGCUGCUACUUUUGCCCUUUUCUGGGGUUCAGUGAGAGGAGGAGUGGAUUUAUUCCAAAGACUCGGUGACUCUCUCUCCCCCAACACAUCACAACAUCACAGAAAGUGUGGACAAAUCGGUUCGGCUCCAAAUCAAUAUUCAACCAACACCUGAGUUACGCAUGUGUGAAUGCUAGAUUUAGAUUGAGUGCUAGAAGUGAUAUAAUGAAAUACACAGUUUUUGAUCUGUAUCGUCACAUUACAGCAGUAAGAUUUGAUGUGCGAGGGAAAAGAAAGAGAGGCGGGUGGGUUAAUAGAUGAAUGAAUGACAUUCAGGAAUCAUUUCAAAGCAAAAUCAAAUAAAAAAAGAAUAUUAUAUUUUGCAGAAUAUAAAGAAAAGUUUUCAAAUUUGUGACACUAUUUUUAUGACAAUUAUGAUUUAACACUUUUUUUUUAAUUGUCAUAAAUACUAAAAGUCUGUUUAAUUGACAUGAAAAUAAUGUCACAGAAAUAUUUCCUUUUAAUGCCAAAUAUAAUUUCUUUCUGAUUCUUGAGAUGUUUUCUGAAUAUGUGUGAGAUGUGCGAAUGUUCGACCAUGCGCAAAAAGCCAUCGACGAAGAAUUAACACCUGUUAAGUAGUAAUUUUACAUCGACUUUUACUUUAAAUAAGGAAUUGUUUUGAAGUAGAAAAGUUCAAUGUGUCUACUCGAAGGUUUAGUUGCAUAAUUGGUAAAAACAACCAUUUCUAUCGAUUCUUUGCCAGCCACAUUGUUAAUUCAUUACAAAAUUGCUCGGGAUUCAAUGCCGCCACCACGCAAGUUCGAUACAUCGCUGUUAUCAGAAACACGGUCAUGAUCUUGUUGCUGUUAUAUUUGUUUACAUCUGUAUUGUUCUUGAGUGCUGAUGUUGAUUUUUUUACUAUCCAUCAAAGAUAAAAGUUAACAAAAGUGGCUUUGAUUCCCUCACUCGCCGAGUCCACAAGCACAUGGAUGCAUUUUCUAAGUCAUCUGUUUGUGUUGUUCACCUAGACUUAAGAUGGUAUUAAGCUGUUUUAAAUGAGACUGAGGGGUUUUAAAGAGGGAAGGUGUGUGAAUGGGACCAUUAAAGAAAUACUCUGGGUAAAGUUUAAUUGAAUUGAAUCGGAAUCGGAAUCGAAGUUGAAAGUGCAUUUCUGCAUAGACGCAAACGGGUACACCUGGAUAUUAUUUCUGCGUUCGUUAUCAGACUAUAAAUUUAACCCAAAAUAUUUCUUUAAUUUGUAUUCGCUUGAAUGAUUCAUGAAUGUUAAAAAUGUUGAUUUCGCUCCAGAUAAUAUUUUAAUGCGUAAAGAAAAUGUGUGAAAUUUAUGUGUGGGUUUGAAUUGUGCCUCUGUGUUUGGUGGUAUGAUGGAAAGCUUCUUGGAUGUUUAUAUCGAAAUAUAUCUGAAAGGCCCGCGUGCCGUUUUACUAGCUAUUUUCUGUCUUUAUAAAUCAUACACGAAACGAACGACUGCUUUCUAUUAUGUUUUCCGUCUAAUAAAAUAGAAAUUGGGUUAUGUGAUGAGAAUUAAAGCGUUUAAACAAAUCGGGGUAGCGUCCCAAGCAGUAUGCAAAUCGAUUGUCUAAACUGACCUUUGAAAGGCAAAUUGAUUGAUGUUAUCGCAUCCGUUUCCCCCAACAUUGUGUCCAGAUUUUUUGAAAUGCAUUGCAAAUGAUCUAUGCAUUGUUUUUCAUAUUCAAAAAAGUUGUGCUUGUAGUUAAAAGCAUACAAAGCGCGUAUACGGACAGAGAAAUACUGACAGUGCUCGGCCCAUCCACAGCUUAUUUGGUGAAUUUUCUUUUUUUUAUCAGUAAAAUGUUUAAUCUGAGCUGUGUUUGUGAAUGUCCCAAACGGCACACACAUGUAUUUGACACUUUGGAUUUUCCUUUUUGUGUGUGUGUGUGUUUCUUCUGCAUGUGAGAAGUGUGAUUGAUUCAUUGCCGCGUUGUCUUUCUUUUCACGUUUUCUUUUUAUUCUCUUGGAUUUUUUGCACCACGUCAUGGUGUGUGAUUGAGAGGAGUGUUUGCGUAGAGUCCUAUAACAGCACAGUGAAAAAGAGAAAAUAUGAAACGCCUUUUCCUGUAUGUAUAAGUGAACAUUUGUAUGAUUAAAUUAACACUGAAACAAAUAAG
Paramisgurnus dabryanus is the source of this 3136-nucleotide messenger RNA. RefSeq names its product inflammation and lipid regulator with UBA-like and NBR1-like domains (gene ilrun). The record is from RefSeq and is a predicted model, not a curated record. Gene Ontology annotation, cellular component: phagophore assembly site. Gene Ontology annotation, biological process: macroautophagy. Gene Ontology annotation, molecular function: ubiquitin binding. NCBI's taxonomy places the organism in Eukaryota, Metazoa, Chordata, Actinopteri, Cypriniformes, Cobitidae.